AUGGAUGAUCACCCAACCCACAGCGAAAAUGAGUGUCUAGGGGAGCGUGACGUGUCGUUGGGUGGCGUGAGGGAGUACCAGAUGCGGAUGGCUGCCGCGCUCGAGAAAUGCUACGCUGAUCUCCGCGCUGAGUUUGUUCGUCAUCAAACGACCACCGAGUACAUCAGCCCUGCGUCCAGGGUGGUGUACGAUUUUGUGCGGAAGGAGCUGAAGAUCCCGCUCAACCGGGGUGUGGAAGACCAUCUUCCACUGCUGCUCCAGGAGUCUGGGGCGCCCAGGGUUAAUGGAACCGCGGGUGGCGGGCUCAAGGGGCAUGUUUGA
This is a messenger RNA of Chaetomium strumarium, 321 nucleotides long. RefSeq lists its product as uncharacterized. Lineage: Eukaryota; Fungi; Ascomycota; Sordariomycetes; Sordariales; Chaetomiaceae. The record is from RefSeq and is a predicted model, not a curated record. Bases 1 to 321 code for a protein of 106 amino acids. The transcript is spliced from 2 exons.